Molecule: messenger RNA, 2665 nt
Organism: Cololabis saira (Pacific saury)
Lineage: Eukaryota; Metazoa; Chordata; Actinopteri; Beloniformes; Belonidae
Gene: il12rb2l
Product: interleukin 12 receptor, beta 2a, like
Exons: 15
Coding region: 145-2247 (700 amino acids)
Biological process (GO): cytokine-mediated signaling pathway
Cellular component (GO): external side of plasma membrane; signaling receptor complex
Molecular function (GO): cytokine binding; cytokine receptor activity
Source: RefSeq, a predicted model, not a curated record
CAAUGGGUGGAGCUGCGCCGAAGACGCUCAACUUUACCGCAAGCUCUUACUUUUGAGCGUUUCUGAAAACUGUUUUACACCGUGACAGGAUGCUCGGCAGCCACCUCAGAGUGCCGCGUAGGGAGAGACGUGGGUCCAAAUGCGAUGGCCACACAGAGGACGCGUCUGGUUCCGCACAUCCUGCUCGUCCUGCUGAGCACUUGUGCAGCAGCAGGUCCCCCUGCUCCUCCCUCUAAUCUCGAGUGCUAUAGACCAUGUGAUGAGAAAGAGUGUUCACUUAUACGUUGCAAAUGGACACCAAACCCCAAGAUCAACUCCUCCUACCAUUUGUACUGGAUGCCAGCAAAUAACAUGGAUGGGUCCAUCACCAGUGAGUACAGUUCAGAUGGGAUUAUCUAUCGUGAACAGUUUCCCAGCGAUGGAGACUUUCGUGUUUGGGUCGAGGCUUCAAACCAGUAUGGUUCUGUUAGAUCUCAGGAAAUUCUCUUGAAUGCAGAACAUAUCAUCAAGCCGCCUCCUCCUACGUUCUCAUCAAGCAGUCAGGACCCACUACAGAUUUAUUGGGGCAGUCAGGAGGACCCACUAGAGAUUCAUUGGGGCACCAUAUGUAACAACCUGCAGCGGCAGGUUGGAACCUGUGAUGUCAGAUAUAACACUGAGGACAACCAAAAGUUUGGGUUUGAGGAUGGGCUAUGUAGCACCUAUUCAGUCUUGGACCCUCAGCCCGGCACAAUCUAUGAAUUUCAAGUUCGAUGCGCCUGUGACUCGAGCCUCAUGAGUGACUGGAGUAAAGUGCUAAGAAUAAAAAGUCCAGAGUCGGCCCCAGUUGGAGAGGUGGAUGUAUGGAGGGACUGUGACGUGUCCUCGGCAGGACACAACUGUUUUCUGACUUGGAAGAACCUGUCAAUUUCUCAGGGACGAGGACUCAUUCUGGUUUAUGAAAUCAGUAUAAUUUACAGCGACGACAAUGUGAAGCAGAUGAAUGUAUCUGCACUUGAAUCGAGCAGCCUGUCAGCGUAUAAUGAGACGAUGUGGCGCCUCAGCUCCUCUCUGAAAGAUGUGUCAACAGUCAGUGUGUCAGCCUACAAUGCUCUUGGUGCUACAAAUGCUACUCACCUAGUUGUACCACUAAAAGGUAAAGAUGGAAAUGAUCAAACGAUUCACCUGCUGAUAACCGAUCAAAACCUCACUGUGUCCUGGGACCUGCCCCCGCAGUUCUCAGACAACCUCAAACAAUACGUGGUGCAAUACAAAGAGUGUUCACCACGCCAAACCUUUGACUGGAUCAAAGUGGACACAGAUGAAACAGAAGUAUAUUUUCAAGGCACAUUCAAAAAAUACACACCGUACCGAGUGUCAAUGUUUGCAGUGUCGAACAUGAAUGAAGUGUAUCAACUCUCAACAGCCAUUGGAUAUUCUGCUCAAGGAGCUCCCUCCAUGGUUCCGACCUUUAAGCUGCUGUCAGUAACUGCCACUGAUGCGACUCUGUUUUGGGAGCCUGUCCCCUUCUCCAAGCAGAACGGUGUGAUCUCAAAUUACCUAGUAGGAGUAGAGAAGCAACAAGUAUACAAUGUGACUGUAACCCCAGAACAUGGAAAUCAGACUUUGGAGCUGAAAAAUCUUAGUCCAGCCCAUGACUACAAGGUGUGGAUCAGCGCUGUGACAGCAGCUGGGCCCGGUGUAAAAGUAACCCAAACGUUCAAAACCAAGCAGUCUUCACUGAGUUUACUGGGAUUCCUGCUAGUAAUUCCUGUCAUACUCUUAGUAUGCUUUGUUUUCUUUUUACUCAAUGCUAUUCAAGGGAAAGGCAGUGUGUGCAGAUUUUGGCCUCAGUGUGUCUAUGAGAAAAUACCAGAUCCCCGCAAUAGCCAUAUCUUCAGACAAGCGAAGAACCAGAUUAAUGAGUCUUUCACUUGGAACUCCAUCAGGACCUAUGAACCUCAUCCUAAGAUUUCUUUGUUAGAAAUUGUGGAAAGAACGCCCAUUGCUGUUGACUCUAAUGGAUUAACUAGACCGGUGAUGAAAGAGGAGUGUUCACAGAUGGAUUAUGAGGAUGGCCGGAGGGUGGAUGUUGUUCCAGAGGAGUGUGACAGGACAGACCACAGAUAUGGAAAAGGGGAGUACAGCAAAAUGGAUAACUCGGAUGAGGAAAGGAAUGAUUGUUCAAGCUCAUCAGAGGAAGAACAUUAUACAUCAGGUUAUGAAAAGCACUUCAUGCCUUCUGUGUUGGAAAUACUGGGAGACUGACACCCCCCUGGACUUCUUUGCAGACCUUGCAUUAUGUACUCCAGUUAUUGGAAAGGAGAAUCUGCUGAAGCAAUCAUCUUACCGCAUUGAUUAUGGCCUAACUUUUGCAUUUGUUUCUGUUUUAGUAAUUGUUCUCUGCUACCUCUUAUUAAGGUAUCUUUUACUGCAAGGUAUUCCAUUCGAUUACUUUUUUUAUCACCUUUCUUGAUUCAUAGUGUCUAAUGUUGGGCCUGAUUGUGAGAAUAUCAGCUAAAAAUAUAUUUUUAGUUUUGAAAAUGAACAAUGAAUGUAAAUCUUAUAGCACUGCCAUUUCAAAUGAUCCACUAUGUUUACUGAUUCAACUUUAAUAUUUUGAGAAGUAACUCAUAGAUGGACAACUGUCAUUGUGUAAAUAAAUAACGGUAAUAUUGUCACUAAA